AAUUGGUUCCAGACUCGACAGCGCUAAGUGCAUUUCCACAAAGUAGGGUUUCUUGUUUAUAAAUGGAAUAUUUUCAUAGAGCAUGGAAAGCCUGUUUAUGACCUUGUAAAUACGUUUUUUAACAUUAGAACCCCCUAGACAUGAAAUCACACCCCUAUAGCCACCUUUACACUCGUAUGACCUAAUAUAGUAGACAAAUUUAAGAAAAUAAGCCAUUUAAGACACAUGCUUGUGUGUUGCCAUAAUCUGUUAGGAGAGUUGAGUAGAGGGCAGGCGAGAAGUCAUGUCGGGGUUUGAACUUGACAUUGGGUAUGGCCGCAACAGUAGCCCAGGUUUUUAUUAGGGAUUAUUGUGACUGUUGUGAUAAUUCAAGUUUACCAUAAAAGCCUGUUGUUUGGUGAUUGUGUGUCUCACUGAACAUUACAGUAAUGUUACUGACACCUAGUGACCAGUGUAGAAUACUACAUAUCACAUCUUUGGAAUGCGCCUUCUGAAUGUCUAAAAUGUGUAUAUUAGCUCAUUCGUUCAUCUAUAUGCUUGAAAAUGCUUAAAUGAGGCAUAAAAUAUGUCCGAUGUCCUUAAAUAUGCAUAUUUUUGACUAAUACAGCAUGAUUUAUGCAUUUUGUUAAAAACCUAACAGAGUGAAGCUGCAACGUUCAAAUUACAAAGUGGCGGGGAAUUACUGUAUAAAACACCUCAUCUGCCAGACAAUGUAACCAGAGAAUUGUUUCCAACUUAGCGACUUUGUCGGCGUGUUUAGCACGUAAUCAGCCUCCUAUAGAUACUACGAUGAAAGAAACAUUCGCGACUAAUCUAAUGAAGAGACUUUUGGCGACUCGUGAAAUGAAAACACUUAUUGCUCUUCUCAAAUAGCAGCAAGUGUUACCGUGGGCCCUUCCCACAUGAAAGAGCAGUCACAGACCGCUCCGUCUUGUUGGUGACAUUAAAAAAAUAAUAAAACACAAAAAGAAGCGACAGAAGAAAGUUCAUUUGUAUUUUUUAAAUUCAACUUUUGACAUGAAAAGUACUUUACGCUCUUCUCAAUGAGUAGCCAGUGCUGCUGUGGGACCCUCUACUGUUCAAAAACACUCAGAGGGAGCUCCAUCUGGUUUGUGACAUAAAACAAGUAACAAUAAAGUUCAUUUGUGGUUCUAAAUUAAACUCUGACAUUGUUGCUCUCAACAAGCAGCGAGUCCUGUUGUGGCCCCAUUGAAAAGCACUCAUAGGCGGCUCUGUCUUGUUUGUUGACUUUUUUUUUUUAACCGCAAAAAGAAGAGUCAGAAUAAAGUUCUUUUGUGGUUCAAAAUUCAAAUGACAUGAAAGCACUUAUCGCUCUUCUGAACUAGCAGCGAGUGCUGCGGUGGGCCCCUCCAUCAAAAAGCAUUUUAAGAAAUAUGCCGCAGAAGUUCAUUUGUAGCGUCUUCUUGCGAAUGCAUCAUCCCCCGCAACCCACCACCACAAAUCCUCUGGGAGACACUGUUAUUUAAUGAAUGGUGACUAGUAAUAAUGAAUUAGGUAAAAAAAAAAUGUGUUCAAUUUACUCCGACAAUUGGUCAAGGGCCAAAAUAGUUCAAAUUUGUUCGGUGUAUAUUUAAAAACAGCACAAUGGACCAUAAGGUUCCUCCAUAAAGUGAGCUUAAGUGCUGGACUCACUUGAAGCAAACUUGCUUUUCCUGCUGCACAGCUUUGACAUCCUCCCUUUACAACACGUCUCAGCAUGCCGCCGUCCUGCAUCCCGGACAUUCCCUCGCCUGGGAAUGACACACAUCCCAGUCCAAAGCUAUUGUGGGAAUAUGCUAGAAGUCUUACAUUAUUCUGCAGUGAAUAGGCUGCUGUUUUCUGGUGAAAAGCAGCCAUGUUCCACUUCAUAGUGGCUUCAGCCAGUGGCGUUAUUGUUUGUCACAUUGCAGCUUUGUUACGGGGUGUCAUCCAUACAUUACUGCACUGUACUGUGCUCUGCCGCCUGCGAGUUGUACUGUAUUUAUGGGGAAUCUUGCAUGUCACAAUUUUGCAUACAACAAAUCAAGUUCACUCCAAUUGAGUGAAACCUGCUGCAAGUGUUGACUUGUAUUGAAAUCAGCAUUAAAGUAAAUGCUCAGUUACAUGCAUUAUCACUUGUUUAUGAGGAAAAUAAUGAAGAUAAUCAUUAGUUUAUGUAGAGGUAUGAUGAGGAUGAGGAUAUUCUCCUGUUUUGAUAAAGGAAUACAUAAAGGUGUGACAUACACACAACACAAAGCCGUCCAACAAAAGGGAGUGAAAUUGUUGUUACAGGUUGGGCAGGGGCCAGCAAGGUAAAGGUGAGCUCUGGGUCACGAGCUGGUGCUUCAUUAACUCAUUUUUACAGCUUCACUGGUCUUGUUGCAAAGAGUGAGCGAAACAGUCUACUCUCAGUCGUACCUGUCUUUCAAGAUUUUUUUUAGGUGGUUGAAGACCAAGAGGAGCAGGUUAGCGCUUCAAGCGCUCUAAUUCUUAACCGGGUGCAUGUCCUAGUUGGUUCUAAAGGGAGAUGAGCAGUUUUUGGUACCUUAUCCUCCCAGCUUUGGGAGGGUACACACUCGCCUCGUUGUACCUGCUGAAGAAUCCCCACGUUCUCCACAGGAGGAAACGCACGGCCUUCUACUGCACACACAUCUCCCACAGAGGAGGAUGUGGCGAGAGGAUAGAAAGCACAAUGGAGGCGUUCACUCAUGCAGUGAAGCAGGGAACACAGAUGCUGGAACUGGACUGUCACUUGACACACGAUGGGCAUGUGGUGGUGUCACAUGAUGAGAAUCUACUGAGGCAGACGGGACAUAACGUCACCAUCUCCUCACUUAGACUACAGGAUUUACCUUUGUACAAGGACAGGCUUGAGGUGACUUUUAAUGCAGGUCACUACAGCAGUGGUGCAGACAGGACGUUCGCUUUGCUGGAAGAUUUGUUCAGAAGGUUCCCUGAGAUUCCAAUCAGCAUUGAGAUUAAAGAGAACAACAACCAGCUGAUAGAAGAGGUAUCUGCGCUGGUCCAACGCUACCACAGAGAAGAGAUCACAGUGUGGGCGUCAGCGAACUCAGCAAUCCUGACGAAGUGCCGCAAAACGAAUGGAGCCAUGCCCUACAGCUUCUCCAUAUACCGAGGUGUGCUGCUGCUUCUCCUCUUCUACAGCGGCCUGUUGCCCUUUGUGCCGCUGGGAGAGAGUCUACUGCAGUUCUACCUGCCGCGCAUAUUCAACAGGACGUUUAUUCCCGAGAACAAAUUUCUGAGGAACAGACUGGUCGUCUCUUUAAUAGAAAAAGUAACUAUGAGGAAAAGUCUCUUUAAACAUCUUGCAGCUCGUGGAAUUCAGGUGCAUUUGUUUGUAUGCAAUAAAGACGAAGACAUAAGGGCGGCGUUAGAAGUGGGGGCCACAGGGGUGAUGAGCGACUACCCCUCUCUUUUGUCAAGAUGCCUCUACAGAAACAAACUUCAGUAGUGACCUGUCCGCAGGUGCCCCAAAAAAGCUGCACGAAAACACAAAACUAAGAAAUUCUUCCGAAUUACUUGUCUUUCGUACGUUCAUUUCCAUGCUCGCCACCUACAAUCUUUCAAUGCAACUCAGCAAUACAUUUCAACUGGCAUU
This is a messenger RNA of Dunckerocampus dactyliophorus (ringed pipefish), 3598 nucleotides long. It is a transcript of the gene gdpd3a, whose product is annotated as glycerophosphodiester phosphodiesterase domain containing 3a. Gene Ontology annotation, cellular component: endoplasmic reticulum membrane. The transcript is spliced from 10 exons. Gene Ontology annotation, biological process: glycerophospholipid catabolic process. NCBI's taxonomy places the organism in Eukaryota, Metazoa, Chordata, Actinopteri, Syngnathiformes, Syngnathidae. The record is from RefSeq and is a predicted model, not a curated record. Bases 2507 to 3451 code for a protein of 314 amino acids. Gene Ontology annotation, molecular function: phosphatidylcholine lysophospholipase A1 activity; phosphoric diester hydrolase activity.